AGCGGAGGAGUAACGGGGGGGUGGCGGAGGAGCGCCCCGAAAAAACGGCGCAAAAUGCUGGACAGGUGAUGAACAGGCGUCGUCGACGGGAUGCUGCACCUUGCUCGGCCAGCGAUGUGACCGUGCCCGGGGAGUCGAAAGCCCAAGUGGAGGAGGAGGUGCGGAGGAGGAGGAGGAGGCGGGUAUGUCGCAGACGGUACUCCGGGGAUUCCCGGGCCUGCCGUGCGAGGUGCGGCUCGAGUUCCAGCUGCCGCUGCCGCGCAACUUGGCGUGCACCCUGUGUCGCGCCGUGUGCCCGGUCAUCUACCGCGCCGGCUGCUGCCACGCCUUCUGCGAGCGAUGCAAGCAGGAGCUCAUGCGCUCCAGGCCCGUGCUCCUGUGCCCCGUCGACGGUAACGAGACCUGGACCGAGAAGAUUGUUCCGGAUGACACUGUGUGGAAUUCGCUGAAGGACUUCACGGUGCUGUGCUCGCAGAGCAUCCACGGCUGCAGGUUCAGUGAUACGGUUGCUGCAUUCAAGAACCACAUCCGUGACUGCCCCUACAUGAAGAAGCGGUGCCCGCUGUGCGAGGAGGACGUUUUGUCCAAGGACCUGUUCAGCCAUCUGGGCAGCGUGUGUGCCAAGAGGCCGCUCGCAUGUGACCACUGUGGCCUCAACUUCCACAAGGAGCUGCUCAAUGACCACAAGGCGAACUGUCCAGAAAAGCUCAUCAUCUGCGAGUACUGUGGUGCCGAUGGCUUGCUGCUGGGAGAGUUGCCACUGCAUUACGAAGAAUGCGAGCUGAAGCCUUGGUCUUGCACAAUGAAGGACUACGGAUGCACGUUCGAGGGCCCCAGGAAAAGUCUAUUGGAGCACCUGACGUUUGAAGAUCAUAUCCACAUUAUCGUGACCCAUUUCAAGGAGCUUUCUGUCGUGAAUAAGGAACAACAAGAUGAGAUAGGACAUCUAAACGUGCAGCUUGACGCGCUCACGAAGGCUGUGAAGGAAGGCAACAGGAGAGUGUCCACAACCCUUCAAACCAUAAGCAGGGCACUGCAUGCACAGCAAGAAGAAAACCGCAAGCUCAAGGCAAAGCUGGACGAUUUGUCAAGGAUGAUAGAGCAAAAGACGAUCCACCCUAUACCAAGUUCAAAGAUGGACGGUACCACGACGACGCACCAUAGGAUACCAGGGGACGGAACCAUCGAGAGGGUCACGUACCCUCGCUUCGUCGAGGCCGGUCUCGUCUCGCGUCCCGUCAGUGCCCGGGGCACAUCGUCCUCGUCGGCGGCAGCCACGGCGGGAAUACCCACCGUGAGCAUGAUGGCCCCGUCGUCCGCCCGGGUGGGCCGGCAACACCAGAGCACCUGACAGACGCCCGGUGGUGGAGCGCAGGCCUCGCAGGCCGCACACCAGCACCACCUCCACCACCAUCACCACCACGGUCUACACCAGCACCACCACCAACACCCGCCUCAGGGUGGUGCAGGACCUUCGGGAGUUUGAGACGCAGAAAUGACGACGACCACUUGCGUCCUUUCUUCAGCCCACGAUGCUCAUGCAAGACAAACGGGGACGCUGGACAGGAGAAAAGCCGUGAAUCGAAACUAUGUGCGUGCGUGUGUGUCGUUGUCGUCAUCGUCGUGGCUUCCUCGUGGUAAUUCUGGCGCCUCCGAAAAGUUGGGGGUGUCUUCUUCGAGUUGAGCAUGUGAUGUGGUUGGGUGUGGUUUCACUACGCGAAGGUGUGCCACCCUCACCACAGUGGUAAUGAUUGUUUAUUUGUUUUCUCGCGCUGUGAAGUUGAUGUUUUGUUACUUUUUAUAGAUUCAUCACGAAGGUCUGCCACCCUCAACCAUGAUCGACCAUGAUCGUAAUAAUCGAUGAUCUUUUUCUCGGGCCGUAGUGUUGAAGUUUGUUACCUUCAGUCGUUUUCGACAUCUCCGGCAGCAAACCCUUAGGAUAAACUUAACGAUCGGUUUUCUUCGUUUCACGUUGACAGUAGAAGAGCUCGGGUGCUUAUGAACUAAGAAAAAUGUAAUGUGUUUCGACACCGGAAAGUCUGCGCCACUAGCGAACUUUACAAGCGUUGAUGUUUUUUUACCAGUUUAAACAGACAUCUUUUGGUUGCGUAAGUAGGGUCAUGAGACACAAAGAUACACAAACGUAAACGCUACUUCUAUAAAAAAAUCUGAAGCAGAUGAGGCGUUUGCAGUUCAAAAACGGAUUGCUUCUCUUUUCUAUUACGUAUUAGUUUUUUACGCUACUUGUUGUCUUGGAACAGAUCACGUUUUUUUGCUGUUUGAGGUGAGAACACCUAACAUUAUUGUCUGCAAAAUUAUAUUAGCCACGAAGUUGUUUGCCUUGCUCUCAUGCAGUGACCUAAACACGUUUUAGCUAUAAGCAUGAUAUCAGUUUCAAUUUUAAGCAAAAUCCAACAAGCUAAGAUGAAGGUCACUGCUGUAUAUUAGAGGAAUUAUACAAUUAAGGUAUACGGAGACAGGCUUUAUUAAUAUUUUCCCUUAGUUCAAGGUGAUAAGUCUUCACUUAAUGAAAACACAGCAGACACUGUAUAAAAAUGUGACUUGUUAUAACAUUUUCUUUCUAUUCGUGGGAAAUUUCAGUGGGCUUAGACUUCUAGAACGAACAAUUGUGUGGGGCUUUGCCUAGUUUUCAAAAAUUGACACUGUGGUCGUGUAGUCUGGGUAAGGACCUGUAGGUCUGUUGAUGUUAGGGCUAUGUGGGAAUUGCAGAAUAAUGAUGAAAUUGUACCUUACAGAUAUGCUUGAAGGCCGAACAUCCGUAAUUGUCUGUGCCCAUUCGGAAGCAAAAUAUUCGUUUUAUAUAUUUUCCUUGUUUGUCUAUCAAUAUAGCAUUUUUCAGUGCAGAGCAAAGCUAUUUCACAGGAAUACAUAAUGGCCUAGAUUUGCACAUUGGUAAUGUUUCGACUGGGUUUGCCAAACAGCCAAUACUGUUUAUGUAUUUCAUGCUUAUGUUUGAGGGUAUCAUCGUCUCAACACAUUUUCAUUUGCAUAUUUUUACAUGGGCAGCUUCUAAGAAAAAGAAAGGAUUUGUUUGAUAAUGUGAUUCAUGAAGCUUUGGUAAAACUUCAUUACUGGGUAAGGGUUUGUUUUUGUCGAGGUUUUUUUCAGGGUUAGUGAUUGUUUAGCCAAGGCUGAUAAGGUGAUCAAGUGGUCUUGAAUUAUACGUCAUUGCCUAAGUGGAGCGCAUCACUUUGCUAGGGUUAUCUUAAUCCCACAUGAUGUGGUGUUGGCUGCGUUAGCUUCGCAGUUUAUUUUUGCCCAAACACUGCCUCAAACUGCAAUGAAACUGCCCUUACUUGCUGAUGCAUACAACUAUUUGCAGAAGGUAAAGCUGUUACAAAAGCAGUAGCAUGUGAUGCUUGGUACAUUACGUCCACACCACAAGCUAUUUCAACAGCAGUUAAGCUGACUGAUUUUAGCGCACCUUUUUAGAACAUAUGUUAUACGCACAGCUUCUUUUUUGGGAUAUAAAUGCGAUGGAGACACUUUUAAUUUGCAAUUAUACAUUCCUUCGUUUUUUAAAUGUGCUCUAAUUAUUCCUUUUCAUCUUCUGAAGAAAAACAGCGUUAGAAAAACGAAGAAAAGAAAGAGGUGGAAGACACACAGUACUGGCACUUCCAAUGUCGGCUAUCAAAUUAUGUUUUAUGCACUCACAUGCUUACAAAGACUUUGCAUUGUUUUAUUAUUUCUUGAAGGCGAGUUGCACCGCAAAUUAAGCAUAUGCAGAUAGUCUUUUUUUUAAAUAUGUCCGACGGUAGCUUCUGACAAAGUCAUUCAGUGAUCACGUAAACUGCCAUAUAAACCCUGCUGGAUGCAAAUAUCCUUUCCUGCUAAUAAUCACUAUUUAAUUCCUCUUCACUUUAGAAAGUUACGCGAAUUUUUCAUUGCUACGUGUACGAUAGUGUCAGCAUUUCCGUUUUUUCCUGAUGCUCUCCACGUCUCCGAGAUUUAGUACAUGCCACGCGAUUGCUCCCGAGGAUUACCAUUUUUCGUGGACAUCUUUACAACUGCUCGACGCUGGAACAAGUUGGAGACACCACUUGAAGAGACGGCCAUGCUAUUUUUCUUCUAGAACUGGCUUCAGUGGCAAGUCCGAGGGUGCGCCUCCCCCGCACCGGAAAUGUGUGCAAAGUUGCUCAAACGGACGCUGAGAGACUUGUGUGCGUUAAAACAGUGUGCUCCUAGAGAGAGAGAGAGAGAGAGAGAGAGAGGCGUGUUGGUGGUCACACGUUGGCCUGUUGGUGGAAUGCACGGGUUCGCGCUGCUGAGCCCGAUUAACGUUGAGAUGCAAUGUGGUUUGGACUCGAAAGCGUGUUGGAAACAGCACAGAUACAACUGCAGCAUUAUAUUUUUUUCUUGGCGAACGAAGCUGUAUUCUCAGUAUGGUCGGGCUGCUUGCUCGUGUUUUGCGUGUGCUGUCUUGUACACUCACUCCGCUGCUCUAAUGAUCACAGCAUCCCGGCUGUGUACGCUCACUCAAUUUUCGUCGCCACCCUUAUAUAAUACAGUACAGGAAUGGCAUACCAAAAUUUCCAGUGCAAUCAGUAGUUUCAGUUUUGGGCCUAUAAAUUACGAAUAAAUAAAGUUAUUUGAAGUUCUGUAUAGACGUUAGCUGAUGGAUAUCCGUCAGGAGUUGGCUUUGACAUGCCAGUAAGAGUUUGAAGAAGAAAAAAAAUAAAAAGAUGAGCAAGUUACAUGGCAGUUUAAGCAUUCAAAUGUCAACAGGUAUAAAAUGUGGAAUUAUUUAGAAUUGGAGUGCUUGUUCAUGGUUGACAACUGAGAACUAAUUCGAAAGUAAUGUUUCUUUUAUCUCCUGAUGACUGCUCUUGUGAGGCCUGUGAAGGAUACAACAGAAAUUAGCUUGUAUUUACUUAUGACGUUCACAACAAAACGUUUUCUUAAUUAUCAAGGCAUGAGCUUGAAAAGUUCGCUAGUUAAAAAAGAACUCCAGUGGCGUGAACACAGCAAACGGCCUGCCAUGAAACGUCGCCAAGGAAAGAAAAACCUCUGCUGCCUUCGGUGACGCGGUAUCUCGUGUGAAAUGUUAUGAACCUUUGCAGUUUCUUCAGUUCCGUUUUCCUCUUCUUCUUUUCAACGAGCUAAAACUGCCACAGGAAAAAAAAAAAAUGUGCAGCGACGAAUUCUCGGUGAAGAUAGGACGAGGAAGACACACAAAGCCAUACAACCAUGACAAAGCUCAAGUAUGUCGUUGUCAUAUUAUAUACAGUAUUUAUGAGGUAGGCAUAGUUGUACAGACGACAAAAAAAACCUAUGGCUCUCUAUACAUGAUAUAUAAACUAUAUAUAUAAAUAUAUAAAUAUACAUAUAUAGAUAUAUACAGAAGACACGGAAAGUAUAUAUACUAUGCGUUUUACUUAAGAACACACACGACAGCUGAAACGAUGCACUCAAGUAUGUUUCUUUCCAGAUACCUCUCCGUACACGAUGACUUAUGUAGUAGGAUCAACGACCACACAAAUGUGCGCCUCCUAGUUUCGGCAGUCGGUUGUCCUCAUAUGUUUUUCUAAGACCUACGUUGCACCACUACCAAUUGCUUGCCCAGUCAGCAGACAGCCACCUCAAUAAUUUCAUUAGUUUACGCAAAUAAGUCGCACUGAUUGCCUUCCCCAACGCAAAAUUCGCGCACGCUUUGUGUCGAUGCCAGGUGGUAAAGAAUUCGCAAGUAUCUUCUUUAUUUUCGGGAUUCUCUAUCUUCAUCUCUUCGCUGUGGUGCCGCAGUUAGCCAGUUGUAAAAUAAUUACGAAACGACGACGCUUACGCCGGCACACCUACAAUCACAAACAUCUGCACACACGCAUAUGUCUGUCCGAAAGGGAGAAAGGUUAUUAAAAAAAGCAACAUCAUUCCGUAAGGACAACAGCGCUUGGACAUGUCGUCUUUCACUGGCUUUACACAUGGCUCCGUGUUCCCUGGCCUGUUUUCUGGGCCUGCUAGCAAUGUGAAUAUGUAGAUAAUGUCUUCUAGCUGAUGUGGAAAAAAAGUUAUGCCGGGGUUGCCCAUGCCCUCCCGUCUGCCAUUGUCAUCGGAGCUCCGUAAGCCUUGCCGUAUACCAUUAACAAUGCCUUGAACGUUAGGCGUCAGCGUCGGAAGUGAUAAAGGUCGAGCUGUUCUGGUGCCAUUGAUCAUUACCGUAAACUUAGCCACUUGCCAAAAAGGCCACGAUGCUUUCUAAAAGAGUUAUUUUGGAUGGAAGCAUACAAAGACUAUUAUGUGCAGUCAGAUGCUGAUGCACAAAACAUCUUUUUGUAAUGAAGGUUUGGUGCCAUGGCAUUAAAAAAUUCGUGAAUAAAUGUAAUGAGUCUCAUGCAUAUCAGAUAUUCGCAACUGUAAGUGUAUACUAGUGGGAACAUUGCAAUCUAAGAAUCUGCCAGGACAUGAAGCUCACGUCUUUACAUCAAAUUAGACGCUGAUGUGGUAUCAGUGGAAGGCAUUCGCGUUCUUUGGCUUCAGGAGGAGAGGGUACGCUAUUUUGUCCCAUUGUUGAAUACCGCAGGGCUCAACGACUCAAGAAUCAUUAUUGUUUAUGUUAAUGUUCUUAUUAAGUGCACCAUUUUAUUCUACAAUAUUUUCGCUUUUCUGUCGGGUCACCGCAUCCUCUUUCACGCUUUCGCAAACACUACGUUGAUAAGUUGAGAGCAUUGUACUUUAUUGCACCAGUUGCUGUCACUACUGAACCACCAUUCGGGGAAAUGUUUUUCGUGCUUCCUAAUGAUUUUAUCACUGUGGCAAACAUGAUUUCUUUCAUCAAGAAAAAAAUCUCAUGAGGCGUGCAAUUCCUUUGCUGUACUUCAUUUGAACUGACGAUUCUCUUCUAAAGCCGAAUAGCCUGCUCGCUUGUUCAUGUUAACGUAGUUUACUGACAAUGUUGUAACGCCAUUUGCUUGUUGAUGUUGCCUGUCGUUGUUUUUCACAGUGUUAUUUACUCUCCAGCCAACUGCCUCAGGAUUUGAUUGCUUGCACCUGACUUUAUUCUAUGUGCACAAGGAUAAGGUGCCCCUUUCUGCCUUGGUGAGUGCAGUUUAAAUGUAGGGCUAACUGAGUGCACUUCAAAUAUCUGUUACUUUUUGGAGCUAUUGAAAAUGUUUACAGAAAGUUUAGAAAUUAAUUUCUUGUUCCCCUCCUAUGCAGGCUUUUCAUAGGACUGCCGUAACACCAGCAGCAAUGUCUUCACGGUAAUAUACAGCGAAAUGAAAUAACCUGGUUAUCAAAGACUCCAAGCAAAAAAUCAGCAUGAGUGGUGGAAUUAAGAUAAACGAAUAUUGUGCUUAGACUGCACACCUGCGCUCCCUUAAUGUGCUGCGUCAAAUUUACGACUGCAUGUGGUAUGAAAUAUUACAGCAACGCUAUUUAGAGGCAGAAGGGAGCCAUAAAUUUCUUGGAGCCAAAUAUUUUACAUAGCUGUUAUUCUUGACAUUCAAGUUAUGAAGGAACACUUCGGUCUUGGUCUGAUAUACAAGUCCAUAUUGGUGGUUAAAGUUACGCCAUGAUAAAGUAACGCAAUCUUCGAGUGUUUCUUUUUUGGUUAAUAAAACUAAAGUCAUGUCUUGGCAAAAUUAGUUUCUCUGAAGCUCACAAAGUGACCGAAGCUUCAUGAGGCAAAAUGGGAAUCUUUAUCAUAAAACAGCGCAUACACACGAAUACAAAAGAAGAAGGAACGAACCGACGACGCGAGCGCUGACUUUAUGUCGUAGAUUUGUGCUACGUUCAGGUGAAUGCCAAAGUUCACUUUCCAGUUUGUGAACAAAGCGGUAAAGGAAAAUUGCAACAUGAGCCGAGAUGCCUAUAAAAUGCCUCCAUACCUAGUAAUGAGUCACAGACAUCACGGAGAAUUGCCCAUAAAUGCUUUCAGAGUCAGUCGAAGUUCACGAGCGCGUCAGUUAACGAGGUAAUAAAAUUCUUCUACGCGCAUCACGCUAUAACAAUUAGCGUUAUCUUCUUACAUCUGUAAUCCUUAUAACAAGUUUGCAUCUAACACAAAAUAGCUCAUUGUAACGAAGAUUAGCUACAAUGAUGACAGCAGCCCUUGACAAAUCUCAUUUACUUCGUUAUAUGAGAUAAUACGUUAUAUCCUUGUUCUUUGUGUCAAGUUUUGGCUUAUAUUAGUAUGCAAAGCUGGGGGCACUCCACGAAAACCACGUGACUGCGAAUAAAGUCCGGUGCAAGCCACACUGCCAGUCCUGCUUUGGUUUAUAGCUAUUCCUCGUGCAUUCAACCAUGCAUUGGGCGUCAGCUGUACAGAAACGCAAGUACUGCCACGUGUCCGUGUUGAAAAAAAUCUUCUGUACAUAUGUACGCGGCGUUGUCGUUGGAGUGCGCUCUCCAUAAUUGCAAGUGUCUGAGACGUAUAUUGUCCGAGAGUCAUUGUUGGUACUGUAUUCAUUCUCUUGUAGUCGUUUGAGAUGGAAAGAGGGUGUGUUAAAGCUUUGAAUAAUACUUUUUUU
Molecule: messenger RNA, 8483 nt
Organism: Rhipicephalus sanguineus (brown dog tick)
Lineage: Eukaryota; Metazoa; Arthropoda; Arachnida; Ixodida; Ixodidae
Product: TNF receptor-associated factor 5
Exons: 13
Coding region: 185-1351 (388 amino acids)
Biological process (GO): positive regulation of JNK cascade; protein K63-linked ubiquitination; regulation of canonical NF-kappaB signal transduction
Cellular component (GO): plasma membrane signaling receptor complex; cytoplasmic side of plasma membrane
Molecular function (GO): zinc ion binding; tumor necrosis factor receptor binding; ubiquitin protein ligase binding
Source: RefSeq, a predicted model, not a curated record